ACACCUCAACGUGUCGAGGCUUUGUCUAAGUGAGAAAUUAAGGAUGCUCGGGUUAUUACUUGGAUCCUUAGCUCGAUUGAGCCUCAUCUUGUUCUCAAUUUGAAGCCUUAUAAAACUGCUGCUGCUAUAUGGAAUUAUCUCAACACGGUUUACAAUCAAGACAACUCCGCUAGGCAAUUUCAAUUGGAGUAUGAGAUGGCUAAUUUCACAUAAGGAAGUCUCUCAAUUGAGGAAUAUUUUUCUAGUUUUCAAACUCUUUAAGCUGAUUAUUCCGACAUUGUUUAUGCUAAUGUUCUCGCUGCAGCUCUCUCUGCUGUCCAAGCAGUGCAUGCAACCAAUAAGCGUGAUCAAUUCUUGAUGAAGCUACGACCUGACUUUGAAAUUUCAUGGUCUAAUCUGAUGAAUCGUCAUCCUGUAUCAUCUCUGGAUGCCUGUUUGAGUGAACUUCUUCGUGAGGAGCAGCGUAUCGUAACUCAAGCUACCAUGGAACAUCGAGCUAAUGUUAGUGCACCUGUUUCUGUGGCUUAUGCAGCACAAGGGAGGAAUAAGGGUAGAGAUAUGCGUGUUGUCCAGUGUUUUAGUUGUAAAGCUUUUUGUCAUAUUGCUCAGGAUUGUCCCACGAAGUUCUGUAAUUACUGCAAGAAACAUGGUCAUAUCAUCUCUGCUUGUCCCAUUCGACCUGAAAGGAAGCAGGGUACUACUUAUCAUGCCUCCAUUGAUGCCUCUAGUUCUGCUGCAUUGCCUGCUGCCUUGCCGGUUGUUCCUAUUCCUGCUCCUACAGCCUUAGCAAACCCGAACACACUCACUCUUAAAAUGGUACAACAGAUGAUCAUUUCUGCUUUUUCUGCCUUGGGGCUCUCAGGAUCAACUGUCAGGGAAGAUGAUCGCGAAGGGGCAUAAGGUGGGAC
Magnolia sinica is the source of this 908-nucleotide messenger RNA. RefSeq lists its product as uncharacterized. Lineage: Eukaryota; Viridiplantae; Streptophyta; Magnoliopsida; Magnoliales; Magnoliaceae. Gene Ontology annotation, molecular function: zinc ion binding; nucleic acid binding. The record is from RefSeq and is a predicted model, not a curated record. Bases 358 to 900 code for a protein of 180 amino acids. The transcript is spliced from 2 exons.